Trematomus bernacchii (emerald rockcod) is the source of this 1589-nucleotide messenger RNA. It is a transcript of the gene ppa2, whose product is annotated as inorganic pyrophosphatase 2. Gene Ontology annotation, biological process: phosphate-containing compound metabolic process. The coding region runs from base 55 to 1089 and encodes 344 amino acids. Gene Ontology annotation, cellular component: cytoplasm. The record is from RefSeq and is a predicted model, not a curated record. The transcript has 12 exons. Lineage: Eukaryota; Metazoa; Chordata; Actinopteri; Perciformes; Nototheniidae. Gene Ontology annotation, molecular function: inorganic diphosphate phosphatase activity; magnesium ion binding.
UUGUGGAAGUGUCUGAGGUGAAAACGGGAAGCAGGAACCGGGAAAUAGUGUAUAAUGAGACCACUGCUGCUGCGCCCUCCGCUCGGCUGCCUGGACACAGUUUUCGGCUCAUUUCGUGCUUCUAGAAACAAACUCGUCACACAAGCAGCAGCAGUUCCGCAUCUGUAUUAUUUCAGGAAAACGAUGCACUAUCAAACGGAGGAGAGAGGACGCCCCCAUUCUCCUGACUACCGGAUUUAUUUUAAAACAUCUGAUGGAAAAUACAUUUCACCUUUCCAUGACAUCUCACUCAUAGCGGAGACAGAACAGGACAAUGAUGUGCCAGCUAAAAAGCCCAAGAAGAAUGACAGUGAGGUGCUCUUUAACAUGGUGGUGGAGGUACCUCGAUGGUCAAAUGCUAAAAUGGAGAUUGCAACUAAGGAACCCCUGAACCCGAUCAAGCAAGAUGUGAAGAAAGGAAAGCUCCGGUAUGUUGCCAACAUAUUUCCCCACAAAGGUUACAUCUGGAAUUAUGGGGCGAUUCCACAGACGUGGGAAGACCCGAACCACACGGACGCAGAGACAAAGUGUUGUGGUGACAAUGAUCCCAUCGACGUUUGUGAGAUCGGCACCCAAGUGUGCUCUCCAGGUCAGGUGAUCCAGGUGAAAGUGCUCGGUAUCCUGGCCAUGAUCGAUGAGGGAGAAAUGGACUGGAAGGUCAUCGCUAUCAACGUUAAGGACCCUGACGCCAAAAAGCUGAACAGCAUAGAGGAUGUCCGCAAGAGCCGGCCUGGUCAUUUAGAGGCCACUGUCGACUGGUUCAGGAAAUACAAGGUUCCUGAUGGAAAGCCUGAGAACCAAUUUGGAUUCAACGGACAAUUUAAAGACAAGGACUUUGCAGUUGAGAUCAUAAUGUCCACCCAUGAGCACUGGAGGGCACUAGUGCAGAAGAAGUCAAACAGCGCAGGCAUCGCAUGCAAAAAUAUCUCCUGCUGUGAGAGCCCCUCUAAGUGCAGUGCAGAAGAGGCCAAAGAGGUGGUGGAAUCGGCCCCUGCAUUCGACAGUGCACAUGUUGCGUGUCCAGAAUUGGGCAAGUGGCAUUUUGUCUGAGGAUCUGAAGACAACAUGGAAACCAACUUGAAGCAGCUGAACACUUUUGAAUGCAGCUUGAUUGAUUUUUGGUAAGGACACAUUUUCAGCUGUAAAAAGUGCCAUCUGAGUUUAUCAACCAAUCAUUUGGAGUAAAACAAUGUAAUGGAAAUUCAAAGGACUUGAAAAUGGGACAGUGAAGAUCUGUAUGAGAUGUUUUUUUAGUGUCAUGUUGGACACCAGAUUGAUUUAUAAUAAUAUUUUUAAUUCAGAGGUUAAUCCCCCCCAAAAAUGUAUCUCCUUUUCCAUUGAAUUUUAAAUGAUAUUGUAUAUUUUCUGUAGUUUCUUUGUGUCAAAAGUCCAGGUCCAGCCUUAUAUGGGACUAAAGUCAUGAUACGUUUUUUUGGUUGGGCUUUAGGACUGUAAUCAGUUUCUGCGAGAAACCAUAACGCAGUUUGUUUGUAACACCGAUUCCUUUCCGUUUUGGUAAAUCAAAUAAAAAAACAAAUCCAUUAAUAAAG